This is a messenger RNA of Schistosoma curassoni, 894 nucleotides long. NCBI's taxonomy places the organism in Eukaryota, Metazoa, Platyhelminthes, Trematoda, Strigeidida, Schistosomatidae. The record is from the annotation of a GenBank genome assembly.
AUGAAGAACAUCCAAUCCCUCACAUCAAACUCAUCUUACACUCUCGAGGGUUACGACGAUUUUAUCCGAGAUACCCUCACCCAUUUUAACUUAGUAGGCCACUUGCUUAAUAUAUGUCUUAUCAACGCUCGAUCGAUCUGCAACAAAAAGACGGAUUUAGCCCUGUUUGUAUCCAUAUAUCAACCAUCAGUUAUUAUGAUAUCUGAAGCAUGGACUAACAGUAGUAUUUCCGACCGAAGCAUAUCUCUAGAUAACUAUUCCCUAUAUAGAAGCGAUAGAUUGAAUGGACGAGGCGGAGGAUGCCUUAUUUACGCUCACUCUAGCCUGAACUCACUGCUAUGUGAUAUGCCUGAACUAAACAAACUGAAGGAUUCGGUAUGGAUUGUAUUAAAGCCGUCGAAUUCCGUUACCUUACUGCUCGGCUGUGUUUAUCGUCAACCUAACGCAUCGAUAGAUGAAAUAGCAGUAUUAUCGGAGGUAUUCACGCUAGCAUCAUCCCUCUCAUUCACAGGCAAGCUCAUUUGUGGUGACUUCAAUAUGCCCGAAAUUUCUUGGCUGCCAGUCAAAGCGCCGAGACGUUAUGAAUCAUUUAUUGAAUGUCUAGAGCUUGGACAAUGGACUCAGUAUGUCGAUAGCCCUACCAGACAUCAAAACAUCUUAGACUUAGUCUUUACCAGUGGCCUCAUCCCCAAUACUUUGUAUAUUGGAAAAAAGUUCCCAGGUAGUGAUCAUAACAUUGUCAUAUGCAGCCUUAAUGUGAAAACCACAACCGAUAGAAGUAAAACCGUAACACUUCGUAGAAACUAUCGCAAGGUUGAUUGGAAUAACUUCCACAAUUACCUAAGAAGCACUGAUUGGAGAACUUUCUUACCUCAAACAAUACCGACACAUUAA